AUGCGAUCCACUCCAGCGCUUACGGUCCGAGUUUUGACCCAUAAUAUCCGAUAUGCUACCAACUUUCCUUUCAAGGGGGAGCAGCCAUGGGCACAACGCAGGCAGUUGUUACUAAACGAGCUUGAGUAUCAUACGCGUCAUGUAAGCGGUAGUUUUAUUUGUUUGCAGGAGGUCCUUCAUCGACAACUUGAGGAUAUUCGCGCAGGACUCAACCCAAGCCUGGGCUUCUCGGCGCCGACCUGGGCCUAUAUUGGAGUCGGACGAGACGAUGGGCACCAAGCGGGCGAAUAUUCCCCGGUCUUCUACCAACCAUCUGUCUGGGAUCUCCAACAUUGGGAGACUGUCUGGCUCUCUGAGACUCCCUCGAAGCCCUCGAAGAGCUGGGAUGCGGCCUCGAUCCGCAUUGUCACCAUCGGCGUCUUCACGCAUCGGGAACAUGGCAAUACUGUGCUCGCUAUGAACACACACUUGGAUGACCAGGGAUCACGUUCUCGUUUGGAAGCGGCUCGGAUCAUACGUGCCAAGAUCCAUGAGUAUCAAAAGGGUGAAUUCGGAGGCUUGAUCUCCGCUGCUUUUCUAGCGGGAGACCUGAACAGUGAGGAGGACCAGGAGGCCUAUUCUGAUCUGACAGGCUCAGGAAUCCUACAAGACACGUAUAAACAGGUCGAUGCAUCUCGGCAAUAUGGGAAUCAUAACACAUUCACUGGGUUUGGAUAUGGAAAAGCACCUCCGAAGCGAAUCGAUUAUGUGCUUCUAGCCCCUGCUGGUAGUCAAAAGUGGCGAGUGGAUGGCUACUCUGUUCUCCCCAACCGCUUCGAUGAUGGAGUCUUUAACUCAGAUCACUGCGCUGUCGUGGCCGAUCUCACCCUUGUAGGCUAA
This is a messenger RNA of Penicillium macrosclerotiorum, 879 nucleotides long. Its product is annotated as endonuclease/exonuclease/phosphatase family protein. Lineage: Eukaryota; Fungi; Ascomycota; Eurotiomycetes; Eurotiales; Aspergillaceae. The record is from RefSeq and is a predicted model, not a curated record. Bases 1 to 879 code for a protein of 292 amino acids. Gene Ontology annotation, molecular function: 3'-5'-RNA exonuclease activity. The transcript has a single exon.